Molecule: messenger RNA, 4995 nt
Organism: Rhagoletis zephyria (snowberry fruit fly)
Lineage: Eukaryota; Metazoa; Arthropoda; Insecta; Diptera; Tephritidae
Gene: vnd
Product: ventral nervous system defective
Biological process (GO): regulation of transcription by RNA polymerase II; cell differentiation
Cellular component (GO): nucleus
Molecular function (GO): DNA-binding transcription factor activity, RNA polymerase II-specific; RNA polymerase II cis-regulatory region sequence-specific DNA binding
Source: RefSeq, a predicted model, not a curated record
CAAAAAAUUUAAAAAAACAUUUAAAAAUCUGAUAAAAUCACUGCUAAUGCAUGCUCAGAAUCGUGAAAAAAAGUAGAAAUUAAUAGCGCACGAAAAGAAGACUCAAGCGUAGCGCAGUCGCACGGUGUAGUGAAGUUUAUGUAUAUUUUAAAGUUUUGUAUUACUGAACGAUUGCAUAAAAAAUGAACUGAAAAUGAUUGCUUAAAAACAUGGACACAUUUAAAUUUAACUUAAGUUGUAUUUGAGAAAACAAAAAAAAUUUAUUCGCAAAUCCUUUGAAAAUAUGUGCGCGAAAUCGUGUAUCUAAUAUCGUAUUUUUGUUGAACAAGAAAUGGUAAAAAAGUGAGCGCGUUUUUAUAAAAAAAAGUGAUUGAAUAAAAAACCGUUGAAAAAUAAAAGAUGCUCAAUCGGUUAAAUACGAAUUUUUUAAAUAAAAAUAUGCGCGCGCCGACAAGUUUCAGCGUAGAAAAUUGUGAAGUAACUCGAAGCGGCGAGUUUAGGAAGUGUAAAAAUAGCAACAGUUGUACCGAUAAAAAAGUAACUGCAAAGUUGUAAUAGAAGCCGCUCUCGUUGAUCAAUCAAAAAAAAAAUCAAGAAUUGUUUUAAGCCAUAAAAUUGAAUGUUACAACAAAACCGUAUUGCAUUUGAAUGCCUGUUAGUUUGUGUGUAGAGUUCGCUACGUUCAAGUGAAGUGAAAACAAUGUCCGCCAACUCAAAAACAACAGCAACAAUCAACUCAAACAAUAACACCAACACUACUGCCACCAACACCAACACCACAACCACCAUAACGACCAACAACAAUAGCAUAAGCCACUGCCUCCGAAGCAGUAGCAACAGCGACCUAACUGCUGCCUCAAGCAGCAUUAUAAGUACUUCUACAAACAGCACCACCACCACCGCCACCACCAGCAACAACAAAAACACUGCCACAAUAAAUACCUCCACAGCCAAUACAUUCUCGAAUAUAAAUAAGAGCGCUGGAGCUACUGGAGCGCCGCAACUUUCACUAUUCGAUCAGCUGAAGAAUAGCGCAAAUCUAAAUAAUAUCAAAUGCAGUAGCUUCAGUCAUAACUUCAACAGCAAACUCAAGUCACAAAAUAAUCUCACCGAUUGGCGUAGAUUCGCUGAGGAUGACAGCAGCAAUAAUAGUGCCACCAGUAGCAGCAGUAGUAGCAGUAAUAGCAGCCUUUCAAGUGCCAGCGGGCUCGGCAUAAAAGACUCUUUUCAGCAACGAUUUGUUGCCGCCGUUUUAGGCAACAGCAGCAGCAGCAGCAACAGCAGCAACAGCAGUUGCAGCAGUGACAUUUUAAAGUCAACGAAAAAAGACUUGCCACAAGUGGCUGUAAAAUUAAGCAAUGCAACAAUUAACAACAACAGCAGCAAUAAUAACACUAACAUAAGCAAAAUGAAUGCAACAGAAUGCAAGGAAGCGUCGGCUGCUACAAAGCGGCUGGCAAGCGAAACAACUGCCCCCGAGCAGCCAGCAGAAUCGGAGGCGUGUAACAAUAUUUUAGAUCUCACUUUGCAGCCUGCCAGGCGUAAUAUUAAUCUUAGAGCGUCGACAAUAGAAGCAGCACUAGCAAAAGCUGAGCGGGAGAAAAGUGAAGCCAAGCUAGCGGCAGUGGAUGUAAUCAGCAAUGCCACAAUGUCGCCGACAUCUUCAUUAUGCAACAACAGCGUGGCUAAGACAAACAGUAACACCUUCAUUAAGGGCAACAGCGCAAGCUGUGGCAAGAAAAUAGCGCAGGCUGACAGCAAACUGUCGAGCGUAGCCGCAAACGCCCCAAAUGCAGUUAAUCUGCUUGCCAGCGGUGAGUGCGAAGGUGUCAAUGGGAAUGGCAACAGCACUGGCAAUAACAACAACGGCGACGCUAAUGGCGUGUCAACAAUAUUGACGGCUACAAGCAAACAGCCACAGCCACAGCCACAACAGCAAAAGCAAAUACAAUUCUCAAUGCCGACACUGCCACCACCCUCAGCUGCAUCAGCGUUCACUUCUACAGCAACCAAUAUUGCUACAGAGCAUAAAAAUAGCAAGAGUAGCUCAUUGACCGCCACUGGCGGCAUAGGUGUUGUGCGUGCCACAAAAAGGACGGCUGGUAUCGCAGCCGCUGGAGCAACAGCAACAGAAGUGUCUGACGCCACUAACUCAACGCUGAGUAAUUUCACCACACCUGCUUGUGUGGCGCCAAUGUCAACGCAUUACUUCGCACAAUGCAAGCGACAAAAACAAGCCGCGCUCACAGCAACAGCAACAGCGUUAAGCAAUUCGUCACCUUUUACCGCUGGUUUGCUAAGCGAGCAACAGCAAAAACAAUAUAUGGAAAAUUUGAAAGCCCUACUCGAUACAGAUCAACUCGGUUCGGUUUACGCGCAUCAUUCGCAUAGUGGCAACGAUCUCAAAGCCGUCGUCUAUUCGGCGCUUACGAGCGCCCUGUGCGGCGGAAAUAGUGCUGCAGUAACAGCGGCCAGUAAGCUAUUGGCGGCUGCCACCAAUCAACAGGCCAAGAAGAAACGCAAGAAGAAGCGAUGCACCGAUCGUUGCGAUUCAUCAGAAUCAUCUGACAGCCGCGUUCUGCAAACAACCAUCAAAGUGGCUGAGAAACGCAAACGCACACCGUCGCCCGGACGUCCACCGCGGUCACCACUGAAUCGACGUAAAUCGCUCGAAUCGCUAUCGUCGAGUGCCGCCACCCCACCGCCUUCGCCCACGAAACCACGCAACUUACUGCCGUCGGUGCGCCGCAGCUCAAGAACGCCAACACCGCCGACACUACCGCCACCGCCACGCACCUCAACACCCACUCGUGUCGCAUCGCCCACGCCGGCGGUCACCGCAAAGGAACGUCUACAUUCAGAGAAACGUUCGAGCAGCACCACGGCUUCUACGAUCACGCCCACCUCGAUCGCUGAUCAUCUGCGUUUGCCCACAAACGCUGCAGCGGCGGCCGCUUUCAGUUCCUUUCCAGCGCUACACAGCAUGAGCAGUUUGAUGGUGCCAUCGGCGGCGGCCCCCUUCUUACCAUGGUCACCGAUACUGCUACCACCGUGGGGACAUCCACUCCUGCCUGCAUUCUAUCCGGCGGCUCUGCGUAACGCGUUACCGGGUCUCUUCGACGCGAAGGUACCCUCGUCACAACGCUCCUCUGGCUUUCACAUAUCGGACAUACUGAAUUUGGAUGGCAGCGAACUGAAGAAUGGCGUUGUGCCACCACAUGCCGCCGCCGCUGGCCAUCACAGCGAAACUGAUAUUAGUCACAGCAUCCAGCAACACCAGCCCCAUCACGCCAGCCAUCUCACCCAACUGCAUCCCCACCAUCACAACAAUAACAAUAACACCAGCUUACACAACAACAAUAGCAAUAGUAAUGGUGAUGCACACAGUGCACAUUUAACGCCACCAGCGUCAGUAUUAAGCGGCGCAGGUUCUAAUACGUUAACGGUACCCAACGAUGAUCAGACAACUCAACACUCUGCUGGUACUACACCCACACCAGUGGUAACUGGUGGUGGUAACAUAUUGAACGGCACCGAUGGCAAUGGUGGCCAACCGAACGCCGCUUCGGUAGCGGCAAAUGCACAAGCCACCGCACAUCUCAUCGCUAGUCAUCACAAUGCCGUUGCUGCAGCAGCAGCCGCCGCAGCGGGUCAAUAUUUGCCAAAGAACUUUUCCAGUUUCAGUGAUGAGCUGUCGUCGUAUCAUCAGAUGACGCAUACAGUGUUGGCGCAUCCGGCGCGUAGCGCUUGGAUUAAGGAAAAUGAGCUUUAUGGCAUUCAACAGCCAGCCAGUCCUGACAGUACCUCGCCACACACCUCGGAGGUUUCCUACACCUACAUCGGCUCCAAUUGCCAGACCUCGCCAGCGCUCUCCGGCGACUAUAAGACCUACAGUCGUUCCGCCGAAAGCGAUGCGCUUUCCGUCGGCGAUGCUAAUUCGAUGCACAUGCAAACCCACACCGGCUCUGCAGCUCACCAACAGCUGCACGCCCACCUCCAGCAGCAGCACAACAAGAGCAUGCCAGGCAGCGCUGGUGGCGGCGGCGGCGGUGCCGACAACACAAGCGCCGGCGGUUCCUCCUCCAAUGCGCACGAUGACAGCCUCAUCGAGGACGGCAUCGAAGAGGAGAUCAUGGACGACGAGAAUGACGAGGAGAAUGGCGGCAAUGGCUCCACCAACGGCGCCGAUGGCAUGCCGAACAAGAAACGCAAGCGUCGCGUACUCUUCACCAAGGCGCAAACCUACGAGUUAGAACGACGUUUCCGCCAGCAACGUUACCUAUCGGCACCAGAGCGUGAGCACCUCGCCAGCCUAAUACGGCUGACACCAACGCAAGUGAAAAUCUGGUUCCAGAACCACCGCUACAAGACGAAACGCGCACAAAAUGAGAAGGGCGUCUACGAGCAUCACCCCGCCAUGCAUCCCCAUCACGCGGCCGCUCUGCCCUCGCCACGUCGCGUUGCGGUACCGGUGUUGGUGCGCAAUGGAAAACCAUGCCUGGCAGAUGGCACAAAACUGCCGCAGGAUUGCAUGACGCAGCAGAUGCAGAACGCUGCAGCAGCGCAUCACUUGGUGCUGCACGCGAAUGGCGCGGCGGCGUAUCAGCAUGCGGCAGCAGCGGCGGCAGCGGGCUUACACGCAGCGCAUGCGCAUCCACAUCAGCGCCCCUGGUGGCCCUAAUAUUGCUGAGGGCUGAUGGAUAGAAUGUUGUGGAGGCGUGGUGCUGGAGCAAGCGCAGUGUGAGAAUCAGUGAAAGAGGGAGCUGGGUGCCGGCGACAAUUGCAAGCGUGUGACAACAGCAGCAUUGAGGAAAAGCACGUUGGGUGAUAAGCGGAACUUGGAUUGGGAAAAUUUUUUUCAAUAAUUUUUUUGAGACAGCAGAUGCUUUUGGCGGCGCUACUCGAAUAUUGGACAAUAAUUUCAAAAGGCCAGAAAAAAUGAAGCAAAAUGAUAAAUUUAAAAUUUGAAAGAAUGUGUGUAAAAAUUAGGUGCAA